This is a messenger RNA of Drosophila sulfurigaster albostrigata, 1971 nucleotides long. RefSeq names its product alpha-taxilin. Gene Ontology annotation, molecular function: syntaxin binding. The transcript has 4 exons. Lineage: Eukaryota; Metazoa; Arthropoda; Insecta; Diptera; Drosophilidae. Bases 121 to 1641 code for a protein of 506 amino acids. The record is from RefSeq and is a predicted model, not a curated record.
UUUCUCACUUGACGGAGAGCAAUGUGUGUGUGUUAUUUUGGAUGCCUAAAACAUAUAUAGUAAAAAUUCAAACUAGUAGUAUAUAUACACACUAAUAUAGAGAAACGAUCACGAUCAAGCAUGGAAAAGUUAAGCAAAGGCAAACGGGUGGCACGCGAAGAAAAGCAGCGCGAGCAAAAGGUCGAAGAUGUGGUGCUCAAAUCGCUGGAUGAAUUUGCCAGCAGUGAGGACAAACUGAAGGCACUGCUGCAGCGACAUGUGGAGAGCGAAAAGAACGUGGCCCGGCUAAACACAGAGAUGCGCGCCCUGCAACGGCACAUGGAGAGUCAGCAGCGGGAGAAGGAGAACGUGCAGCGGGAGUUGAACAAGAGCGUGCUGAUGCGCGACAAGCUGCAGGAGGUGUGCCGGGAGCAGCAGCGCAUCCUCAAGUCGGUGAAGAAUGAGAGCAUGCUGCAGAUCAAGGUGGAGGAGGAGCGACGCAAGGAGAGCCAGGCCAAGUUCCAGAACUCGUUGACCGAGGUGCAGAAGUCCCUAACGAAGAACAACGAGGAGAACAUCAAACUGCGUGAUUACAACAUCGAAAUGACCAAAAAGUUAAAACUGCUGGCGGAACAGUAUCAGGCGCGUGAGAAGCAUUUGGAGAAGCUCAAUGAGCAGGUGCAUCUGGAGUCGCAGCUGCAUCAGGCGAAGCUCAACAAGGCCCAAGUCGAGGCGGCCAUGGAGAAGGAAAUACUCACCAAAGAAAACCAAAUUGGACUGGAGAAAUUGCUGCAGGCGCAACGCGCCAUCAAGGAUCUAACGGAGCGCGAGCAGCAGCUGAAGGAGCAACUGAAUAUUUACACGGCCAAAUACGAUGAUUUCCAGCAAUCGUUGCAGAAAUCAAACGAAGUCUUUGGCAGCUACAAGGUCGAGCUGGAGAAGAUGUCGAAGCACACCAAGAAGAUCGAAAAGGAAGCUCUGGGCUGGCGUCAGAAAUACGAGAAAGCCAAUGCCAUGGUCAUUGAACUGGCCACCGAGAAGCAGCAGCGCGAUCAGCUCUCGGAACGUCUGCAAAAGCAAGUGGAGCAGCUGCAGAAACUGUUGCGUGCUCUGCAACUGGAACGCACCACAUUGCAUCAGACGCUGCGCGAGCAGAACAUUGAGAUUCCCGCCAUGCCGCAGCUGCCACCGGAGCCGACGCCCAUCAAGAUUGCGCCUGUGAAUUCGGACAAUGCCAAAAUGGAGUUGAUGACGCGCAAUUGCGCCGAGUUGAAGCAAACGUUGGCCAAUCUGCAGAAUCAAAUGAAGUUGCUGACCACCAAUGAUGCCAAAAUCGCUGCUGCCGAGGCGGAGAAGUGUCGACAGGCCGAGGAGCAACAACGGGCCGCAAGCAAUGCCAAGAAGAAUAACAAAAAGAAGGCGGCCAAGUCAAAGGCAAAGGCGGCGGCUGCAGCAGCUGCAGCUGCCACAGCGUCCUCGGCAGCUGAACCGGAGCAAGAGGGAGAGCAACCAGAGCAGGAGGAGCAGCAGCAGCAGCCAGAGGAGGAACAGGAGUCACCUGUGGAAAGCGUGUCGGAAACCACAUCGGAGACUGUUGUCGAUACUUCAGAGACUGUUAAUGAAACGAAAGUGCCUGAUUUAAUUGAUUCGAAGUCGGAUUAAGAGGCGUCUCAACGUCUCCCACCUCAAUGCCAUUGCCUCGUCAUCCUCGAUCCCCUCUCAACUGUUUUUGUACGUGCGAAAUUCAUGUCACCUUCUCCACAAAAUCUCCUUCAUAUUUGUGCAUUUUGUUUUAGCAAUUUUUAUUAAGUGUGUCGCAAAAAAGAGUAACUUUUGAAACUCAACAGCAAUCAAUCACAAACCAUAAUCGCUAUAAAAUAAUUAUUUAUUGUAUUUUAUAAAAAAAACAAAGUAAAUUAUAUAUUUAUUAAUGCGCUGUUCAUACGCUGAUGUCAAAACAAUAUUGAUUAAAACGUUUUCCUAGAAAUAUCA